Messenger RNA from Meloidogyne enterolobii, 492 nucleotides. Lineage: Eukaryota; Metazoa; Nematoda; Chromadorea; Rhabditida; Meloidogynidae. The record is from the annotation of a GenBank genome assembly.
AUGUCUUUUUUAGGUACUCUAAACCUUCAAUGUAAAGUUUCUGCGGACUGGUAUGCUGCAAUGGAUAAUCUGAAAUUUACAUAUCGUUAUAUGUGGGAAGAGGAAUUAUUUUCAGAUUGUGUAAUUAAGGUUGCAGAUAGGACCAUAAAAACGCAUCGUUGCAUUCUAGCAAAGAACAGCAAAGUAUUCCGCAAAAUGUUUGAGCAGACGGAAAUGAUUGAGGGGGUGACUGGAGAAGUCACAAUUAUCGACUUCAAACCAGAACCUGUUCAGGCAAUGUUGGACUUUUUCUAUACCGGCGAAGUUAAUAAAGACGUGAUGGAAAAGCAUGUUGAGGCUAUUUUUGCAAUUGCACAUAAAUAUCAAGUUUUGCCGUUGAAAUAUGAAUGUGAGGUGUUUAUGACUAACUUGAUUGGUAAGGAAGAGAAUUUUUUAUUCCAGGAAAAUUACAAAACUUGUAAAAUUAAAAAUAAACUUGAAUUACAAUUGUAA